Messenger RNA from Diorhabda carinulata, 2017 nucleotides. RefSeq names its product ATP-dependent RNA helicase p62-like. Lineage: Eukaryota; Metazoa; Arthropoda; Insecta; Coleoptera; Chrysomelidae. The transcript is spliced from 8 exons. The record is from RefSeq and is a predicted model, not a curated record. Gene Ontology annotation, cellular component: cytoplasm; nucleus; ribonucleoprotein complex. Gene Ontology annotation, molecular function: RNA helicase activity; RNA binding; ATP binding. The coding region runs from base 169 to 1728 and encodes 519 amino acids.
AUUAUAGGAUUUGGUUUAUCUAUGGGUUCAUCUAUGACUUUGACUUUCUUUCUGUCUAGAACCACGUGGAGGUGAAUAAACCUUCGGUUCAAAAUAAAUAUAGUUGUUCAAUAAUAACAGAACAAUCUUAUAGCCUCAAGAUAACAACGAAGACAACCUAAUAAUAAAAUGUUUGACAAACAAAAUAACAAGUUUGGGAACCGUGAGAAUAGAUUUAGUAAACAUAAGGAACGCAAAUACUCAUCUAAUAUAAGUAAUGGAAUGCAAAGAAAUGGUUAUGAUAAUGAAGGCAAGAGUCUUAAGAAAGUAGAAUGGAAUAGCAAGACUCUUAAGCCAUUCAAAAAAAAUUUUUAUGCAGCCCAUUUAGAUGUUGCCAAUAGAUCUCCACAUGAAAUUCAGCAAUAUAGAAAAUCAAAAGAAAUUACAGUAGAUAAAAAUGCACCACGCCCCAUCCAGCAUUUCAAUGAGGCUAAUUUUCCAGAUUAUGUCAUGGAUGAAAUUCGAAAUCAAGGCUUUGAAACCCCAACUGCUAUCCAAGCUCAAGGAUGGCCUAUUGCAAUGAGUGGUAAUGAUAUGGUUGGAAUUGCAAAGACAGGCUCAGGAAAGACAUUAGCUUAUAUUUUGCCAGCUAUUGUUCAUAUCAAUAACCAACCACCAAUAAGGAAAGGUGAUGGACCUAUUGCACUGGUUCUUGCACCAACGAGAGAACUAGCUCAACAAAUACAAAAAGUAGCUUCAGAAUUUGGCAAAUCUUCUUAUGUUCGCAACACUUGUCUGUUUGGUGGAGCUCCUAAAGGACCACAAGCCCGUGAUUUAUCAAGAGGUGUUGAAAUUUGCAUUGCCACACCUGGUAGAUUGAUUGAUUUCUUAGAAAGAGACACUACCAACUUAGAAAGAUGUACUUAUUUGGUGUUGGAUGAAGCAGAUAGAAUGUUAGAUAUGGGUUUUGAGCCUCAGAUUCGCAAGAUACUUAGUCAGAUAAGACCUGAUAGACAGACUCUAAUGUGGUCAGCAACAUGGCCAAAGGAAGUUAUGAGAUUAGCCAAUGAUUUUAUGAAUGAUGCAAUUUACAUUAACAUAGGAAGUACGCAUCUUUCAGCUAAUCAUAACAUAGUUCAAAUUGUCGAUGUGUGUCAAGAACAUGAAAAAGAAAACAAAUUGACAGACCUUUUACAAGAAAUAAGUGAUGGUUGCGAACCUGGAAGCAAAACAAUCAUCUUUGCAGAAACAAAAAAGAAAGUAGACUAUAUAACGAAUGGUAUAAGGCAGAUAGGCUGGCCUGCAGUUGCAAUGCAUGGUGAUAAGAGUCAACAAGAAAGAGAUUAUGUUUUAAGACAGUUUAGAAAUGGAAAGGCCACAAUAUUAGUAGCUACAGAUGUUGCUGCUAGGGGAUUGGAUGUUGAUGGAAUAAAAUAUGUAGUGAAUUACGAUUUUCCAAAUUCAUCAGAAGAUUACAUACAUAGAAUAGGAAGAACUGGCAGAUCUGAAAAUUCAGGCACCUCUUAUGCCUUUUUCACACAAAAAGAUUCUAGGCAUGCUAGGGAUUUGAUAUCGGUUCUUACAGAAGCUAAUCAGGUUGUGAAUCCAAAAUUAUCUGCUCUUGCCAGCCGUGGUGGUGGAAGUUAUGGAGGACACAAAGGUGGUCGUUGGGGAUAUGGUAAUAACCGAAGUUUCUCGGCUAGAGAAAAUUCUAAGCCAAAACACAUCCAGUUUGGCAAUUAUAACUGAUUGAAAAAAUAGCAUUGAUUCUUAUUGACGAGGCCAGCAGCCAAUGAGUACCGAUUCACCAGAUCAGUAUUCACAAUUAGUACAAUAAAGUGUUUUUACACCAAAUACAUUUUCAUGUCAGUGCAUGUAUCAAGAAGAUGAUGCUACUGUCUAUCAUAUUGAUGUUUAAUUUAUAUUUAUUCUGUAAAAUUAUAUUCACACAUCUGUGAUAGAAAGUAGUUUAUUUUAUAUCUUUUUCCCAUUCAAUCUGUUGUUUUCAAAAUUUUGAAAUUACAUUCCUUUAAACAAG